Messenger RNA from Lindgomyces ingoldianus, 1790 nucleotides. RefSeq lists its product as uncharacterized. Gene Ontology annotation, cellular component: cytoplasm. Gene Ontology annotation, molecular function: pyridoxal phosphate binding; cystathionine gamma-lyase activity. The transcript is spliced from 3 exons. The record is from RefSeq and is a predicted model, not a curated record. The coding region runs from base 310 to 1569 and encodes 419 amino acids. NCBI's taxonomy places the organism in Eukaryota, Fungi, Ascomycota, Dothideomycetes, Pleosporales, Lindgomycetaceae. Gene Ontology annotation, biological process: transsulfuration.
CUCAUCCAUCACGAUUAUUCAGACCGCAAGACUCAUCCUGAACACUCGUACCACCUUCCGGCUGUAGUUAUAAGUAGUGGUUGCUGUCAUGGACGCCUUCUUCGGAGGAACAAUCACACCAUUGUUGCAAUUGCGCCAUCGGAGACAAAGACGAGGGGUUGAAUCGCCCCGCCGACACCGAGUAGCUUAAAAGUACGCCAUAUAUUUUUGGGCCUGAUAAACGACGGAGUCUACACAUUUGCUUCUUCUUCUCCUCUUCUUCCACUUCAGUCACCCAUAGAAUUUGGUAUUAUUAGAGUCGAAUUCGAGAUGACAUUCACUGAACAUCCCAUCGAGACCCCGCCACGGGCACCCUCUCCAGUCCACAAAUUCGGCACUUUAGCAGUACAUGCUGGAAGCCCCCACGACCCGGUGACGGGCGCUGUUAUUGAGGCUAUCUCCCUCUCCACAACCUUUGCCCAGACUAGUGUUGGACAUCCUGUAGGAGUCUUCGAAUACUCCCGGUCUUCGAAUCCAAAUAGGGACAACUUUGAACGCGCAAUUGCAGCCCUGGAACAUGCCCGCUAUGCCCUCGCCUUCAGUUCGGGUUCCGCAACAACCGCCAACAUUCUGCAAUCCCUCGCCGCAGGCUCCCAUGUAAUAUCUGUCUCCGAUGUGUACGGCGGGACACACCGCUACUUCACAAAAGUCGCGCUUUCCCACAACGUCCAAGUGACCUUCUCGCCCUCGAUUGAAAUCGACAUCGCUGAGCUCAUCCGCCCGGAAACGAAGCUGAUCUGGAUAGAGACGCCCUCAAACCCUACGCUAUCGUUGGUUGACAUAAGGCGAGUGGCUACCGUAGCGCAUCAACAUGGUAUUCUCGUGGUUGUAGACAACACAUUUCUAUCACCAUAUAUCCAGAAUCCACUGGACCACGGAGCAGAUAUCGUUGUACAUUCCGUCACGAAAUAUAUAAACGGACACUCAGAUGUUGUUAUGGGUGCUGCGGCUUUUAAUUCCUCAGAGCUGAACGACAGACUCACGUUCCUGCAAAACGCCAUUGGAGCCGUUCCCUCGGCAUUCGACUGCUGGCUUGCACACCGCGGUCUGAAGACGUUGCAUCUUAGGGCACGAGAGGCCACGAAAAAUGCCACAGCAGUUGCCCACGCACUCCAAUCCUCGCCCCACGUUGUUGCAGUCAACUAUCCCGGUCUCCCCUCCCAUCCACAGUACGCUGUAACCCUAAAGCAGCACCGUGAUGGCAUGGGUGGUGGCAUGCUCUCUUUCCGUAUCCGCGGCGGUCAUGAAGCUGCCGAGAGGUUCUGCCAAUCAACCAAGAUCUUCACACUAGCUGAAUCGCUUGGUGGAGUGGAAUCUCUCGUAGAAGUCCCAGGCGCCAUGACGCACGCUGGGAUCCCGCGCGAGCAACGCGAGGCAGCAGGCGUCUAUGACGACUUGGUACGAGUCAGCUGUGGUAUCGAGGAUGAGUACGAUCUUAAGGCAGAUGUGUUGCAGGCGCUUGAGAAGGCAGUCGUAGGACCCAAGAUCAAGAACGGGCUUGCGAAUGGACAUGGGCAUGUUCCAGCAUGAGAACAAAAGAGAGGUAUCAGGAGCUGGGGGUGUUUGUGUUGAUUAUUUGGUCUUGUUACGAGCCAUGGCAGCGAUAGUUUCUAGACACGAGGAAAAAGGCAUGGAAUGUUAAAUGGCGUUUCGGAUGUCGUAGAGACCCGAAGCUAAAAGAGUAUGGAUGGCAUUCAACAGAAUCCUCUCUAAUACAAGCAUACAGGUGCCAAAUCUAAUUUCUUUCCUAU